Cheilinus undulatus (humphead wrasse) is the source of this 6065-nucleotide messenger RNA. It is a transcript of the gene gja1b, whose product is annotated as gap junction protein alpha 1b. Gene Ontology annotation, biological process: cell-cell signaling; heart development. The record is from RefSeq and is a predicted model, not a curated record. NCBI's taxonomy places the organism in Eukaryota, Metazoa, Chordata, Actinopteri, Labriformes, Labridae. The coding region runs from base 143 to 1306 and encodes 387 amino acids. The transcript is spliced from 2 exons. Gene Ontology annotation, cellular component: connexin complex. Gene Ontology annotation, molecular function: transmembrane transporter activity.
CUCCUGGUCCCGAACUUUGGAUUUGAACUGAGACAGCGCAGACAGACGGACUGAAGGAGAGAGUUUGUACCCAGAGACUGUGGACCCUCUCCUUCUCCUUCUUCUUCUUCUCCCAAACUUUCCAGGGUAACGCUCCGUGAACAUGGGAGACUGGAGUGCUCUGGGUCGUCUGUUGGACAAAGUCCAGGCGUACUCCACGGCGGGAGGAAAGGUGUGGUUGUCAGUGCUCUUCAUCUUCAGGAUCCUGGUCCUGGGCACAGCAGUGGAGUCAGCUUGGGGAGACGAGCAGUCUGCCUUCAAAUGUAACACGCAGCAACCCGGUUGUGAGAACGUCUGCUACGACAAAUCCUUCCCCAUCUCUCAUGUCCGCUUCUGGGUGCUGCAGAUCAUCUUUGUGUCUACGCCCACGCUGCUCUACCUUGCUCACGUCUUCUACCUGAACAGGAAGGAGCAGAAGUUCAAUAGGAAGGAGGAGGAGCUCAAAGCCGUUCAGAAUGACGGCGGCGAUGUGGAGAUCCCGUUGAAGAAGCUGGAGAUGAAAAAGUUAAAGUACGGCAUUGAGGAGCAUGGUAAAGUGAAGAUGAAGGGUGCUCUGCUGAGAACGUACAUUGUCAGCAUCUUCUUCAAGUCCAUCUUCGAGGUGGGCUUCCUGGUCAUUCAGUGGUACAUGUACGGCUUCAGCUUGUCUGCUGUUUACACAUGCGAGCGGGCGCCGUGUCCCCAUAGAGUGGACUGUUUCCUGUCUCGGCCCACUGAGAAGACAGUCUUCAUCAUCUUCAUGCUGGUGGUGUCUCUGGUGUCUCUGCUGCUCAAUGUCAUCGAGCUCUUCUACGUCUUCUUCAAGAGGAUCAAGGACCGUGUCAAGGGCAAACAGCAGCCCACACUUUACCCCGGAGGAGGCACGUUAAAUGCCACCCCUAAAGAUCUGUCUGCUGCCAAGUACGCCUACUACAAUGGCUGCUCCUCCCCUACUGCCCCGCUCUCACCCAUGUCACCCCCAGGCUACAAGCUAGCGACGGGGGAGCGGGGAACCGGCUCAUGUCGUAACUACAACAAGCAGGCCAACGAGCAGAACUGGGCCAACUACUCCACGGAGCAGAACCGUCUGGGCCAGAACGGUGGCGGAAGCACCAUUUCAAACUCCCACGCACAGGCCUUCGACUUCCCCGACGACACGGUCGAGCACAAGAAACUGUCGUCGGCAGGACACGAGCUGCAACCGCUGGCGCUGAUGGACGCUCGCCCCUGCAGCCGGGCCAGCAGUCGCAUGAGCAGCCGGGCUCGACCGGACGACCUAGACGUGUGAGCCCCUCGAGGCUUCUUCGUCUUCGCCCGGAGAAUCAAACAGUUGUUGAAUGGGCGAGGCUAACCUCGAUCACUGUCGUCAGCGUAGAGACUCUUAGUCGAUCAGAGAGACAUUAAAACUUGUAUGUAACACUGUCAAAGGUACAAGCUGCAGAUAUUUGUUCCAUGACUUUCAGUGUAACGUUUAGUGGAGCUAACAGCUUUAAGAGAACUCACAGAUACGGAGGGAGGAGCUAUUAUACCCAGCAGACAACUCAACAACACGACUGUCUGCUUUAGAAUCAUUUAGGAAAGGUUUGAUCAGAGAAAAAGUCUCUCCUCCUCCUGUUCUCUUAGUUUUUAUGCCUGCACCUCUGGGAAACAUCUGACUGUCAUUGCUUCCAUCUGGAGCUGUGGCAGUCCAACAGGGCCUUCUUACCUGAGUCUACUCCUAAACCCACAGCUGGCUACACCCUAGACCUGACAAAAACCCGAGCCCUGAUUUACCCCGAACAGUCAGUUCGAGGGCUGAUUUACCCCCAACAGUCAACUCAAGUUCUGAUUUGCCCCCAAAAUAUCCCUUCAAGGCCUGAUCCAUGGCUGUCAAGUGUCAAUUUGACUAUUGUACUUCCACUGAUGAAGGUGGAACCCCUGGAGGAGAAUAAGAGACACUGAAAAACAUACAUUUUGAAAAUCAACUUUUUUUUGCUAAUACAGAGUAAAAAGGAUGAAUUCUGAGUUUGAUCUCAGAUUUCUGACUUAAAUCUAAGAUUUUGACCUUGAUCUAAGAUUUCUGACUUUAAUCUCAGAUUUCUGACUUUGAUCUCAGAUUUCUGGGUUUGAUCUCAGAUUUCUGGGUUUGAUCUCAGAUUUCUGACUUAAAUCUAAGAUUUUGACCUUGAUCUAAGAUUUCUGACUUUAAUCUCAGAUUUCUGACUUUGAUCUCAGAUUUCUGACUUUAAUCUCAGAUUUCUGGGUUUGAUCUCAGAUUUCUGACUUUGAUCUCAGAUUUCUGACUUUAAUCUCUGAUUUCUGGCUUUGAUCUCAGAUUUCUAACUUUGAUCUCAGAUAUCUGAUUUUAAUCCCAGAUUUUGGACCUUUGGAUCUAAGAUUUCUGACUUUAAGUUCGGAUUCCUGGCUUUGAUCUUAGAUUUUUGACUUGAAUCUCAGUUUUCAGACCUUUUUUUUUUGGUUUUGUUUUUUUUUUUUUCAGAUUUCUGACUUUAAUCUCAGAUUUUGGAUCUUGAUAUCAGAUUUUGCCUUUAAUCUCAUAUUUGGGACUUUGAUCUCAGAUUUCUGACUUUGAUCUUAGAUUUUGGACUUUACUCUCAGAUUUUGGACCUUGAUUUCAGAUUUCUGACUUUAAUCUCAGAUUACUGGCUUUGAUCUCAGAUUUUUGACUUUAAUCUCAGAUUCUGGACCUUGUUCUCAGAUGUUGGACCUUUGGAUCUCAGAUUUCUGACUUUAAUCUCAGAUUCUGGACCUUGUUCUCAGAUGUUGGACCUUUGGAUCUCAGAUUUCUGACUUUAAUCUCAGAUUUUGUACCUUCAUCUCAGAUUUCUGACUUUAAUCUCAGAUUUUGGACCUUGUUCUCAGGUUUUGAACCUUUGGAUCUCAGAUUUCUGACUUUAAUCUCAGAUUUUGUACCUUGAUCUCAGAUUUCUGACUUUAAUCUCAGAUUUUGGACCUUGUUCUCAGGUUUUGAACCUUUGGAUCUCAGAUUUCUGACUUUAAUCUCUAAUUUUUUUAUUUGAUCUCAGAUUUCUGAGUUGAAUCUCAGUUUUCAGACCUUUUUUCAGCUUUCUGACUUUAAUCUCAGAUUCUUGACCUUGAAAAUGACAAUUAGAAAAAUCAGAGGUCUCCAACCAAUGUCUUGUACUUCUGUGAAUGUCUGUGAGAUCUCGUCUUUGGAAUCUCCUCUGUGGAAUAAGCACAGUUACUGUGUGGUCUCACAGUUGGCUGAAUUAUCCAGUGUAUACAUUCAAAGGAUUAUAAUCUCAAAAAUCAUCUGAAAAUAGUCUCCUAUGUUUUUAAACAGAUUUGAGUCUUGUGUGUAGCCAGCCUGAGCAGAUCCAACGUGCCUUCUAGCCCAGUGCCUGAUGGGAUACGCUCCUCUGCCGUUACAGCAGACCAACGUGUUAAAAAAGCUACAGCAGAGACCGGAUGUGAUGGCUGCUGACUAAUCCCUGUGGGAGUAUGAUCUGGAUCAAAGUGUGCUCUCUGAGGAGAGCUUUUUCCACUGACAGGCUGUCACAGUUUCUACUGAAAAGGCAGAAACGUUGCUGCCUUUAACACCAGCAGCAGUCAGUAAGGAGUUUAUGCAGUCCUGGCUUUAGAAUUCCAUUUCUUCAUGUUUAUUUGACAUUAUAGUGCUUAAACUUUUUUCUGUUGCUCUAAGUCAUGAAGUAUGUUUUUGUUUGGACCCAAACAUUACCGACAGCAUGCAGAAGUUUGCCAGUAAUUUUUCAUAAGUGAAAAAUUAAAUGAUUGCAUCAUUUUAGCUCUGUUGGCAGAGCGGACCUCCAUGUAAAAUCACAGGUUUGAAUCUUGAUCCUGGAGCAUGUCCCCCCCUGCUCUCUCUCCCCAUACUCCCCAUCUCUCCUCAGCGGUUCUGUCCAAUAAAAAAAUAUUUUUUAAACAGGAAAUCAGUUAGGAUAGGGACUUCUGUUUUUAUAUCAGUACCAGCGUGAGCCUGUCGGAUAGAAAACAUCAACUUUCAUCAGGCCAGCAUUGAUCCAUGAAGAUUAUGAUGCAGACAUCACGGCCUGUUGAACUGUAGUACGAUGCUACGGGGGGCGUUCAGGAACUUCAUGCACCUUUGAGUCAUCUAGAUCACAAAUGAGGAAUGAAUAGGACCCAGGAUGAAACGUAUAAGAGCUGAAUUUUAAAAUAGCAUUCAUCUCAUGGAUUGAACUGGUAAAAAAAACAUCUUAAAAGUCAAAUUAACCUGUGCUGUCUGGAUAGAGUCAGGCCUAACAUGUAGUUUGUACAUUCCUUUAAAUUUUCACAUCUCUGUAAACUAAUACUACAGUGACACUACGGGUCAACACUUCAUGAAAAACAAAAAACAUUUCACUACAUGCAAAAAUGUUUUGUAACACCAACUACAACAAAAAAUGAAACUCUAAAAAACUCUUUUUCACAUCCUGUGAAGAAAGCCAAAAUAAAAGCCAGCAAUCUGAGAUCAAGGUCAGAAUUAUAAGAUCAAAGUGAGAAUUCUGAGAUCAAAGUAAGAAUUCUAAGAUCAAAGUCAGGAUUCUAAAUAUCAAAGUCAGAAUUCUGAGAUUAAAGUCAGAUCUAAGAUCAACAUCAGAGUUCUAAGAUAAAAGUCAGAAUUACCAGAUCAAAGUCAGAAUUCUAAGAUCAAAGUCAGUUCUAAGAUCAAAGUCAGAAUUCUAAGAUCAAAAUCAGGAUUCUAAGAUCAAAGUCAGAAUUCUCAGAUCAAAGUCAGAAUUCUCAGAUCAAAGUCAGAAUUCAGAGAUCAACUUCAGAAAUAUGAUAUCAAUGUCAAAAUUCUAAGAUCAAAGUCAGAAUUAUUAGAUCAAAGUCAGAAUUAUGAGACUAAAGUCAGAGUUCUGAGAACAGUGACAUAAAAAUCAGAAUUUCAUUAUUCUAAGAUCAAAGUCAGAAUUCAUAAAAACAAAGUCAGGAAUCAUAGAACAAAGUCUGAACCCUAAAACAAAAAAACAGAAUUCUGACUUUUCCUAGAAUAGAAAAAAAAUAAAAUAAAAAAAUAAAAAAUCCAGUGUCCUUAACCCUCUUUUGUUAAUACUGCUGUUUAAUCACUUUCAUACAUAUAUUUUUAUAUAAUAUUUUUUUUUUGCAGCUAGUGAAAUGUUUUUGCCACUGACCUUUAGGGCCACCGUAGCUCCCAGCUCUCUGUUUUUUCUUGGUCCCAGCAGAGACGGGCUGACGUAACGCUGGAUGGUUAUUGGCUGUAACAGUUGAAUAUUUAUAGCUUGGCCUUCGUGGAGAAGUACCACUAAUAGAAAGAUGAGACUACUGUCCAGUAAAACCAUCACAAACGCCCCACCAACUGUAUAUUUAUUAUCAGUUUUUCUGAAGGCAGUGAGGACUGUUGUUUCCUGGUAAACUUUGAAUUUAUGUGCUGUAAUGUUUCAUUUCUUGUGUUUUUUUUUUUAUUUGGAGGGGAGGGAUGUCUGUAGAGAAAGGCUUUAUUACUGUCAUUGAUCGGACAAGUGUGAGCUCCGAAACUUGUCGAAAAGAAGCAGCAGAAUGAUUUUUUUUUCAUAUUUGAGUGAAUGAUUUUUGUAGGAUGUUUCUCGGACUCGAUGUAACCGUUGCUGCUUGAGAAAUAGAUAUUUAGUACUGUAAAUCAAGCUAACUGUGUCACGAUGAAAAUGUGAGUUUUUAGAAGACUGCGUAGAGAUCUGGACUAAUAUUUAGUCGGUUAUAUUAAUGCCACUGUAGCUCCACAAAUACCAAACUUUAGGAUAAAUCUCAAUCUGGGCUUUUUUUUCUUUUUAUUGUUCUGUAUUUUUUUAAAACUGUGCAUCACCUUGUCGGUACUUAGACGGAUCUUUCAGCUACGACGGCGUUUGCACUGAGAUCUCGGUGAUAGAGAUGUAAUAUGAUGUUACUAAUUUAUUUGAUAACACAGAAUCACUACAGUGCAGACUAUCGGACAUCACACAACUGGUUCAGAACAGACCAUGUCACCCAGCAGGAUCCACUGUUGUACAGUGCAUGAACAGCAAUCAGCAACUCAUUCUUUGUAUCUGUGAAAAGAUAUUUUAACCAAUAAAUAUUUCCUGUCCUAA